AUGCUCUCUCAAAUCCAAGAUAGUUCGACCAUUAUGAUUGGUGGCUUUGGAACAGCAGGACAGCCCGCAGAGCUGAUCGAUGGGCUGAUUGAACUUGGCGUUAAAGAUCUGGUGAUUGUCAAUAACAAUGCAGGCAAUGGCGAUUAUGGUCUGGCUAAACUGCUUAAAUCAGGUGCAGUCCGUAAAAUCAUUUGUUCUUUCCCACGUCAGUCGGACUCUUGGGUAUUUGAUGAACUCUACCAUGCGGGCAAGAUCGAACUUGAACUGGUUCCACAAGGUAAUCUCGCGUGUCGUAUUCAAGCCGCAGGAAUGGGUUUAGGUGCAGUGUUUACCCCAACAGGUUUUGGCACCUUAUUGGCAGACGGCAAAGAAACUCGUCAUAUCGAUGGCAAAGACUACGUGCUUGAAUAUCCGAUUAAAGCAGACUUCGCACUGAUUAAAGCACAUCAAGGCGACCGUUGGGGCAACUUGGUUUAUAACAAAUCAGCACGUAACUUUGGUCCAAUCAUGGCGAUGGCUGCAGAUGUCACCAUUGCACAGGUUUCAGAGGUGGUUGAAUUGGGUCAACUCGAUCCUGAGCAUAUUAUUACCCCAGGGAUUUUUGUUCAGCAUGUGGUUGCAGUUGAUGCAGCCAAUGAUAUUCCCGAUGGGGCUUAUGUCAAUUUAGGCAUUGGUUUACCGACCAAGAUUUCAAAAUAUCUGCCAACAGACAAAGAUGUAUUCCUACAUUCUGAAAAUGGUUUAUUGGCUUUUGGUCCUCCACCUGCUAAAGGUGAAGAAGAUCCUGAGCUGAUUAAUGCUGGCAAAGAAUAUGUCACCAUGCUAACGGGUGGCUCGUUUUUCCAUCAUGGUGAUUCUUUUGCCAUGAUGCGUGGUGGACAUUUGGAUAUUGCUGUAUUGGGUGCAUUCCAAGUGGCGGCUAAUGGUGAUCUUGCCAAUUGGCAUACCGGUGCGCCAGAUGCAAUUCCUGCGGUGGGUGGUGCAAUGGAUUUGGCUGUAGGGGCCAAGAAAGUCUUUAUCACCACAGAUCAGGUGACCAAGCAAGGUGAACCCAAGAUUGUAGAAGAGCUGAGCUAUCCAGUAACAGGCAAACAUUGUGUUGAUCGUAUUUAUACCGACCUAUGCGUGAUUGAUGUGACUACAGAUGGCUUAAAAGUGCUUGAAAAAGUUGCAGGUCUGAGCUUUGAAGAAUUACAGGCUUUGACGGGUGCUCAAUUGAUUGAUGCGACACAGGGAUAA
Molecule: messenger RNA, 1239 nt
Organism: Oppiella nova
Lineage: Eukaryota; Metazoa; Arthropoda; Arachnida; Sarcoptiformes; Oppiidae
Source: the annotation of a GenBank genome assembly